Sphaerulina musiva SO2202 is the source of this 3358-nucleotide messenger RNA. RefSeq lists its product as uncharacterized. Gene Ontology annotation, molecular function: protein binding. The coding region runs from base 24 to 3194 and encodes 1056 amino acids. The record is from RefSeq and is a predicted model, not a curated record. The transcript is spliced from 2 exons. Lineage: Eukaryota; Fungi; Ascomycota; Dothideomycetes; Mycosphaerellales; Mycosphaerellaceae.
ACCAUCACCACACUCCUCGCCUGAUGCCAAAGCCUGGUGACCAGCAGACACAUCAUCUUCCCUCCGAUAUUGCCAGGCGGAGCACAUCCAUCUUCAGCAGAAGAGGAGCGUCCAACGACCAGGAACCAAAGGCGCCUGUCGUCCACGUCGCCCUCAUGGCCAUCUCGCGUCCUCAUAUCAUCACCCAGUACAGCUGGUCUGAGAAGAUCAAUGGCCUCGUCCGCUCCGAAACAACCACAUGUCCUCCUCACAAUAGAAAGGAUGCCAGAACCUCGACCUCGAAACGUACCGUCUUGAAUGCCGUUCCCCCAUCAUAUACCACGAGAACGCGCACGCUGGAUCGGCAUUCGCUGCGCCACUCCGAUACCGAGCACCGCAUUGGUACCUGGAUCAAUGGUGUCGCACACUUUGAUCAGAGCCCUCUACAUUACGGGACGAACGAUGUGCUGCUCUACGAGGACCCGGACUCGACCAUUUCCACACCUACUGCCAAGCCUCCGCUUUCUGUCCGAAUACCAGGAAGUGCCCGCUCCUCCUCCUCCUCCUUGGAUCCAUUGUCCGUCUACACCAAUCGCCCGCUGGCCAUCGAAAUCGCUGCUCCCCUCGACACUGCACGUCUCCACACUCCCGACCCACAAUCCGCAAACCACUUGCGAGCAGGCUGCCACAGGUCUCGGCCAUCGCAGUCAUCGGCUUCCAGCCGAGCGAGGACCGAUGAGAGCUCUCCCUACAGUAGACCAAGUUCUGUCACCAGUGUGGAUACAAAAACCACGGCAUCGCCUGUACAAGCGGGUGUGUUGGACGACAUAUCGCCACGAUCCAGACUCACCAACAUCGACAUUAACAAGGCCCUCCCGCCGACGCCAGUGGCCGCGCCAUCAAUACUGGUGAUGGAAGCAGAAAUGGUCAAUUCGACCCGCGCGUCGUCCCAGUCUCUCAGGAAUACGGCGUCACAGCGGAAGGGCACGCCCAGUGUGCCGUUCCCACGCCGCACCAUGACGGAGCUACGACACAGUCAAUAUGCCCCCACCCGACGCCACACGAGUAGCCCUACAUUGAGCCAGGCUGAGCUCGAGCUCAGCACGCAACUCUCAGCGAUGAGCACGCAGUCGUCCAGCUGGCUAUGGGCGGAUGAUCUGCUCGAUGAGCAGCAACACAUGGUCAAGCCCCCUCCGAUCCCCAAACGACACGACAGUGUACGCGAAGUCAUGCAACCACCACUGGAGCGUGCUCCCACGCUGCCAAAGCGCUCUCGGAAACGCGAUUGGCGUGCACGUGGGCAACGAGGGUCGCAGUUUGUGCGAGACCAGUCCUUGCCCGUGCCUACCAGGAGACGAUCCGAGUCUCACUUGGCAACUCUCUCCAACAACGCGAGCGAACGACCACUGCUCCGAAGAACCGCGAGCAUGUCUGGCACAGGUGCCAUCCGGGAGAAUCUGGUCCCACUCGUGUCACAAAGGGUGCUCUUUGCCACUGCCGCGCCAGCGCCAGGAGCAGAGCCUCCGAGCAUACCUGCACCGCCACGCGGCGACGAUGUAACAGACCAUAUCAAAUGCCAGUCGUCGAGCACGGAAAUAUCAUCGAGAGACGACGACAACGACGACGUGGAGCUCUCCGUACCGGCCACGUCGGCAGAAGUCGUCUUACUCGACAUAUUAUGUGCAUUGACCAGCCUCCGUGAUCUAUUCAACACGGCCAUCAUCAAUAGAGGCAUGUACCGCGUAUACAAGGAGCAUGAAAUGCAACUCAUCAAGGCUGUCAUCUGCAAUGAAUCUGCUCCUGCCGCUGAACUGAGAGAAUGGAAGCAUCCCGACGUCCCCGACAUCCCCGACAAGCUGUCCUCCGACGCUUCACCUGUCCCGCAGGAACAUACUCCUACUUCCUAUGUGGCGAGCUAUUGGCGCGAUCUUGACGUGGUUCACCGCCUCAAGAGCCUCAUUCACGACAAGUGCGGCACUUUUGUGAGACCGGAAACAACCUUCGCCUUGUCCACGCCUACGCAUCCCCAUGCGCAACGAUUCGACGAUGCUCUCUAUCGCAUCUGGUGCUUCACCUUUAUCUUUGGAAGCAACAAGGGCCGCGAAGAAGACUUGACGAAUCAGCUGAACUGGUUGCAGGGAGAUUCGCUCGACGAUUAUUCGCUCUCCGCAACGAUUGUGGACUUUGACAUGUCCAACGGUUUCCUCGCUGCGCCCACCCACUUCGCCCUGGGCAAUCGCGGUGGUCUCACACCCGCACAGCUGUACGACAUGACGGAAAUGUGGACGUGUCUCGGAUCUCUUCUGCAUGGUUACCGUGGCCGUGUCGGACAAGCCCGAGACAGCGGCGUGUUCGACCACUGUGACGUGGUCGAGGGUGACAUUGAGAAUGAAGGACGCCUGCUGGAGGAAUGGCUCGCAUACCUCCUGACCUUGGGCCCCGAUGUCGUAUUGGAAAUGGCCGUCCUUGCCUCCGACAACAGCGCAUCGGGCUUCUCACUCGCCCGGCAGCGUGGCUGGACCACAUGGAGACCACCCGUCUACAACAGCAGCCUGUGUAACUUUCUCAAGGAGCCCAUGGCCAUCAUAUACUCGGAGCAAAUCCUGGCAGCCAACCAUCGUCCCCAAGAUGCCCAGGAACGAGAACAGAAACUCCUCAGUCGCAGACGAGUCGCGUCCAUGGCUGCCGAAAUCCGCCUCCGUCGACAAAGUAGCGAUUACAAACGACUACCUCUGAUUGACAUGGCUUCCGAACGGCCCAUGAGCAUCAUGUCGCGUAGCAGUACCACCCGUUCCUCAGCAACAGCCACUCUCCACCAUCCAGCAUCUUCCUCCUCCUCAUCAUCAUCAUCAUCACUUCCUCCUCCUGCAUCAGCUCAAGGAAUCGGCCAUAGUCGCUCUCCCACUCCCUGUUGGACACCACCCACCCAUUCCAUCAGUCCCAUUCUCGAAGACGACAACAAACCCGAUCUUCCCCUCCACAACAACGAACCCCGCCGCAACAGCCAUCUCCCCGCCAAUCCCCUCCUCCUCCACCAAUUCGCCCCGGGCGCAAACAACACGAGCGACAUGGCCGUGCACAAACUCGUCUCCAUGGGCUUUCCCGUCACGGAUGCGAAAAAGGCCUUGAAAGUGACGGAUGAUGGGGAAUCGUUGCGCGUGGAUCGUGCUGUUGAGUAUUUGUUGCGGUCUCAGUAUUCGUUGUCAGGAAUAUAGAGGAAUCAUCUGUGGGAGGAUAGAACAUGAUGAAUGAUAUGAAUGAUAUGAAUGAAUGAAUGAUGUGAUAUGAACUGGAAAGGAUGGAUAUUGAUAUGGACCUUAUAAAUAUAUAUAAAUAUACAUAUGUGUGUAGGCAAAAAUCCGAGACAUGGAUGCACUCA